Molecule: messenger RNA, 1398 nt
Organism: Malania oleifera
Lineage: Eukaryota; Viridiplantae; Streptophyta; Magnoliopsida; Santalales; Ximeniaceae
Product: farnesyl pyrophosphate synthase-like
Exons: 12
Coding region: 160-1188 (342 amino acids)
Biological process (GO): trans, trans-farnesyl diphosphate biosynthetic process
Cellular component (GO): cytoplasm
Molecular function (GO): dimethylallyltranstransferase activity; (2E,6E)-farnesyl diphosphate synthase activity
Source: RefSeq, a predicted model, not a curated record
GUAUAGUGGAAAAGGCAAAGCGAACUUUGUUGAAGUGACAAAUCCAAGCGCAGCCCAUUGCGUCUCACCAUCUUUCUGAAACGAAGGGCAAGGCGGCGAGUGACUGAACCCCAAUAAAUAUUCCCGUCUCUCGCGCUUUCCCUCUCGCGGACACCCACAAUGGACGAUCUGAAGUCUAGUUUUGUGGAGCAGUACACUCACAUUAAGCAUGAGCUUCUAUCUGAUCCUGCUUUCGAUUCCACGGACAGUUCUCGCAAAUGGGUGGAGCGGAUGUUGGACUACACUGUGCCGGGAGGGAAACUGAAUAGAGGGCUUUCGGUUGUAGACAGCUACAAGUUGCUCAAAGAAGGAAAAGAACUAACCACUGAAGAAAUAACCCUUUCAUGUUCACUUGGUUGGUGUAUUGAAUGGCUUCAAGCAUAUUUCCUUGUUCUCGAUGACAUUAUGGAUAACUCUCAAACACGCCGAAGCCAACCUUGUUGGUACAAAUUGCCUGAGGUUGGUAUGAUUGCUGUAAAUGAUGGCAUAAUGCUACGCAACCACAUCCCAAGAAUUCUCAAGAUGCGUUUCAGGGAUAAGCCAUAUUAUGUGGAUCUGCUGGAUUUAUUUAAUGAGGUGGAAUUCCAGACAACCUGUGGACAGAUGAUAGAUUUGAUCACCACGCUUGAAGGAGAGAAGGAUCUUUCAAAGUACUCACUGCCUAUCCAUCGUCGCAUCGUUCAGUACAAAACCGCUUAUUACUCAUUUUACCUUCCGGUUGCAUGUGCUUUGCUUAUGUUUGGUGAGAAUUUGGACAAUCAUGCAGAGGUUAAGAAUAUUCUUGUUGAAAUGGGAAUCUACUUCCAAGUACAGGAUGAUUAUCUGGAUUGUUUUGGUGAUCCUGAAGUGAUUGGUAAAAUUGGGACAGAUAUUGAAGAUUUUAAGUGCUCUUGGUUGGUUGUAAAAGCACUGGAAAGCUGUAACGAGGAGCAAAAGAAAUUAUUACGUGAGAACUAUGGCAAAGCCGAUCAAGCCAAUGUUGCAAAAGUGAAGGAACUUUAUAAAGAGCUCGAUAUCGAGGGUGCAUUUUUGGAAUAUGAGAGCAGUAGCUAUAAGAAGCUAACCAGCGCGAUUGAAGCUCAGCCAAGUAAAGCAGUACAAGCUGUGCUGAAAUCAUUUUUGGGGAAGAUAUACAAGCGGCAGAAGUAGAAACGCCAAAAACUGAAGAGGGCUGGAUUAAGUUGGAAUGAUUCUGCUAAUUAUGUGUACAUGCUCUCUUUAGGAAUAAAGAGUACCUGUAUUUUAUUUAGAACGUUUAGUUUCUGGUGGUCUUGCUCUGGCUUCCAAGUUUUCCAAAUUUUCUAUAUGUCCGCUAAUUAUGCAUACGCUCUUAAAUUGAUUGCCUUAGUUUCAAUCUGA